AUGUCUAUCAAGCAAGGAGAAAAGGAGAGCGUGAGUGACUAUAUAGGUCGUUUCAACUUUGAAGCCGUCACAAUUCCCAACCUUCAGCAGGAUGUCGCAGUCCUAGCACUGAUAUCCGGUUUGAAGGAAGGAACUCUCUUUAGAAGCUACCUGGGUCGUAAGAAGUUGACCAGCUUGACUGAAAUCCUAGGUAAGGCCAAUGAGUUUAUCAGAGGAGAGGAAUUUGACAAGGCGACAACUGCGAAGAAAUCCGAAGGAGAUGGAAAGGAGAAGGAUAAAGACAAGGACAAAUACCGGAAAGAUAAAAAGUUAGAUGGACUCGAUAGGAAGGAUGAGAAUAACUUAUUAAAGAAGGGACAUGACGGACGAUCUGAUCGUUACUACAACUAG
Beta vulgaris subsp. vulgaris (sugar beet) is the source of this 390-nucleotide messenger RNA. RefSeq lists its product as uncharacterized. The record is from RefSeq and is a predicted model, not a curated record. NCBI's taxonomy places the organism in Eukaryota, Viridiplantae, Streptophyta, Magnoliopsida, Caryophyllales, Amaranthaceae. The transcript has a single exon. Bases 1 to 390 code for a protein of 129 amino acids.